Molecule: messenger RNA, 1394 nt
Organism: Moneuplotes crassus
Lineage: Eukaryota; Ciliophora; Spirotrichea; Euplotida; Euplotidae
Source: the annotation of a GenBank genome assembly
UGGGGAUUAAGUUAUGAAUACCUCCGAAGUGAUGACUGAAAAAUAAGCGCAAAGCUGCACCGAAGAAUGCAAAUAGUCUGAAAGACCGCAAAAGACACCUCUCUUCGAUGGUAUGGAAAAGGACCGGGAAAGGAUCUAGUGCUUGCCAAGCAGAUCUUUGGCCAAAAGUACCGCCUGAGAAGCCGUUUAUUGCCCCUAAAUAAUACAGAUAUCAAAAUUUACCCAGUCAUUUUGAGGAUCUUUGACUACUUCGAUUUAGAAGACCUAGAAAUCCUAUCACACGUUUGUAAGCUGUUCUGUAACGUCGCCACAAUGGACUGUUUCUAUGAGAAAUUUGAGGUCAUGCUCGAUAAGACAUCAGAAGACCAAUCCGAAAGUGACUUCACUUAUCAUAUAUGUGAAGAAGAGAAAAUACAGUUUAAAAAUGGGAAAAUACGUAGCGAACGAAAAACUAGUAUUAAAGUUAUCGAAGAGCUUGAUGCUAUCAAUCCUGCAAUUAAUGCCAGACCUCCUACAAAGCCACGGGUUAGUAUCAUUAGUGGAGCUGUAUUCCAUGGAAUCCCUGAAGAAGAAAGUGAAUGGGGACAAGAACAAUCUGAAGCUGAAGAGGAAUCUACAAGUCGCCCCAAUAUUCAAGAAAUUCUUAACGAGUUCGUGCAGGGUGCAGAAAUACGAACGUUUAAACAAAGGCAAAAUAAUCGUCCUAGUGAUUUUAAAAGGAAAGACAGUCUGAAUUCGAAAAGAGUAUUUAAACAGUCUAGCGACAGGCUUAACCAUACUCAUGUUUUCUCUGAAGCAAUGGGGGAUGCUUAUACCGACUCACAGCACGUCAACGAUGCAAUGAUAACCUUUAACUCGAGAGAAUUAGCGGGUUCACCUUAUAACAUCAAUAAAGUGAGAGUCAAACAGAAUAAUAAAGAUGGCAGCGUGUAUCAGUUUCAAAAGAAAGAAUCAAAUAUCUCAACGACUACAGAUAAUAAUCUGAGAAAUACUGACCGAGAAGGAUCAAUUCUGAGUCUGAAUAACCCAUCAAGUUAUGCUUCUAGCAACAGGGUCUCUAAAGUGAUGAGGAAGAGGAACACUCAUUUCAUCAGGCCAGAUUUGAUCAACAGACUAUCAAAACUUGGAUCGAAACAGAGUGCGAAUAGUUACAGAAAGAACUCGACUCUUCAGAGUAUCCAAGAGCACCCCAAUGAGCAUAAAAAUGGGGAUAAUAAUGAAGAUUCAGGGAAUAAAAUUAUUAAGAACAUUCAGAAGCAAAAGCGAUAUUCAUUUUACCCAAUGGAUCAUAAUAAAUUGGGUCAGUUCAACCCUCUCCACUUGCUACAGAUGUUCCAGAAGCAGAGAAAGUAAUUCUUUCUAAUUUUAAUUAUUUUCCAUAAGCUGUAACUUGA